This is a messenger RNA of Scutellospora calospora, 504 nucleotides long. NCBI's taxonomy places the organism in Eukaryota, Fungi, Glomeromycota, Glomeromycetes, Diversisporales, Gigasporaceae. The record is from the annotation of a GenBank genome assembly.
AUGGAUUUACUACCAAAUGUUCAAAAAUCUUUACGUGAUAGUAAACUUGAAUGUGGUGAACGAAGUUCUAUAAUUCCCACUAUUAAUUAUUGUUCUACUACUUUGGUCGUAAAGAACGAUGGAACACUUGAAAGAAAUUUUUUAUCAUGGUUGCGUACAAGUACAGCUUUAAUAUUAACAGGACUUUCAUUAUGUUUUCGAUUUCGUUUAAUUCCUCAAUCAACUGUAACUCCAAUUUAUGAAAAUCCAAAUCCAUUAGGUAUCUUAUUAAUAUUUACUGGAUUAUUUGUUCUUUUAUGGUCUAUUAUAAAUUAUUUUCGAUUUCAAAAAAUGUUGGAAAAGAAAAUUGCUAUUGUAGAGAAUGGAAAAUUUAAUUUUUUUGUAAUUACUUUUAUUGGUUCAUUAAUAUUUAUGUCAUUAUUUACAAGUAUUAUGUAUGUUAAUAAUGCAAAAGAAAAUACUAAUGAUGAAAUUGAAAAUGAUGGACUUAUGGGAUUUUUGUAA